AUGGCUGUCGAAUGUGCAAAUCUGUAUCACAAGGCUCAAGUUAGUUUGUACAAUGUUCUGGCUGCUAUGAGGGUUUGUACUUACUUUAAAACAAUACAUUCAAUUCGCUAUAUCCUGAUCAAUUUUCAUUUUGUGUUGCAGAUUGCUCGCAAGCUCAUUAUCAAUACAUUAAUAAUCCCAUUACGCAGAAAUGCUAGGAUUGUGGUACAUAUUGUAAAUCUUGCAAUUUGUAACUUGGUUGUGAGACAUGUUCUCCCGAAAACACUGGCAAUUAAGGAUGGGUAAAUGCCUUAGAUUCAUCUGCAACAUUUAACUAAACUGCAAAAAAAUGCGUUCAAUGGAAUUAAUGAUAUCUUAGAUAACUGUAUUCAGGGAGAGGAUGGUAAUGAUAUGAACUGUAAGAUGUGCUUGGAUUAAUACUUUGUCAACUCUAAGUUAGUUUGCUCCUCUUGUAAAAUCACUGACUGUCUAGAAUGUAAUACUAACUAUGAAUGUGAGUUAUGCGAUACUAAAAAUAUGAUAAGUUCUAUUUUAUAGCCAGGUUCAGGAACCUACAAGCAAUAGUGUUUAGACUGUAAUAAAAAUAUGCUUGGAUAUAGCUAAUUCUAUACUGAUUGUGCAAGUUGUCAGUUAAAUCCUUAAAACUAAUAAUAAACUAUUUGCAAUGCCUGUUUGAAUGGUUUUAUUGUAAACGGUGCUUGUCAAUCAACAUGCGUGAGAGGUAUUCCUUCCUAAUCUUAUUGCACAAACUGCCAUUCAUCUUGUGUUACCUGUAUUGGCUCAUCUAGCAAUUAAUGUAUAGGUUGUAAAGUAGGCUAAUACCUAGAAUAUUAAUAUCAAGGAGUCUCUUAUGGUACUUGCAUGGCAAAACAUGAGACUAGUAAAUCCUACAAACUUUAUGUGACUUCUGAAAACCCAUCUGAUAAUUACAAGCCAACCAUUGAAUCAGAUGGCUAUAAUAAUCCCUUUUACACUGUCGAGGAUGCUAUUCGUAAAGCAUUGGAGCUCUGUGCUCCAUCAAAAGAAACUUGCUCAGUUGAAAUAAAUUUGUAUAAGGGAGAUCAUUACAUACUUAGAUCAGCAAAGCAAUUCUAUAUGUCCUCUAGACUUGAUAACACACACUCAGUUACAAAUAUUACAAUAUUGCCUUUGUUUUGCUCUUAGAACAACUCAAAUCCAAAUAUAUGUGUUGAGGACAAUGAAAAGGUUACGAUCUAUAAUAAGUUCAGAGAUUAAUUGGCAUUAGCAGUAGGUUCUGGACUUACAAUUAAGAAUAUUGUGAUUGAUUGGAUUGAUUCCAUCAUCUUGCAUAAUGGUAACUACGGUUGUAAAAGUACAUUUAAAGCGACUGAUCAAUGCCAGAUUUCCGAUGGAUAUUCUUUUAUCAAGUUUGAUAUUACCUCGAAGACAAUCUUGACUAAACCACCUACAUUAAGGAUUUAAAAUUGCAUUUUCAGAAAUCUUUACUUCGAUUAUAAUACAUUUAUUGAAACCAACUCUUAUGGCGGCUACAUAGAGAUAUUAGAUACCAAAUUUGAACGAUUUGCAACUUGUGGCUCAAUUAUUAGAAAUUUCAAAUAAACUUACACCCCACCAAAUCUUUGA
Stylonychia lemnae is the source of this 1605-nucleotide messenger RNA. NCBI's taxonomy places the organism in Eukaryota, Ciliophora, Spirotrichea, Sporadotrichida, Oxytrichidae. The record is from the annotation of a GenBank genome assembly.